AUGAGCCGUAAUCACAACAGCACUACGAAGCGAAAUGAUCAAAAACCAGCAAAUAACAUUCAUAUCGAUCCCAACAACGGCAUUUGCAAUGAGAAUUUAAACCAAACGAAGCCAAACGCAAAGCAAUAUAUGCCAUUUACUACAGCUUACGGUGAUGGUAGAAGUAUUGCAAAUGCUGCCAUUGGGUGGCGCGCUGUGGAAGGUUAUUCAUUACAAAAGCGACUACUCAAGUCAAGGAAGUUUUUUUGCAUCUUCGGGAUUCCGGCAUUUAGCACAGAAGAUUCCAAUCUAAUCUCGACAAAUUCAACUUAA
This is a messenger RNA of Schistosoma margrebowiei, 312 nucleotides long. Lineage: Eukaryota; Metazoa; Platyhelminthes; Trematoda; Strigeidida; Schistosomatidae. The record is from the annotation of a GenBank genome assembly.